Entrophospora sp. SA101 is the source of this 2238-nucleotide messenger RNA. The record is from the annotation of a GenBank genome assembly. NCBI's taxonomy places the organism in Eukaryota, Fungi, Glomeromycota, Glomeromycetes, Entrophosporales, Entrophosporaceae.
AUGCAGAAAAUGAUAGAACAAGAAUUAUUGCAACAAGCAACCGAUAAAUGGGCAGAGAUUAAAAAUAAGGAUCCAAAUGAGCUCAUAAAAUCAUUAGAUAUUAUAUCUGAAUUGCUUUUACAUCCUAAAUUAACUUUAAAAAUUGCUGAAUCACUCAGACCAAUUCUAAUUGAUUUAGUUUCACGCUGGUCAUUACAACUAAAUAUUGAUAAUUACAAUAACACUAAAAGCAACCAAUUAUUUUCAAAUAAAGAAUACUUUUUGAGAAUUGAAAAGGUUGCUCUUGCUUUUACUCAAUUAUUACCAAUAACUCCCCAACUGUUGAGUAUUGCUAUUUCUUUUUUUUCUACAUCACCUUCCUUACUAGAAAGGUUGAAUUAUUUACAUGAGGAGAAUUCUUCAUCAAUAAAAGAUCUACAAUUAUUAUUAGUGACAAUAUAUCGACUUUUAAAGUUUUCCGUUAGUAGUUUUGUUCACCUGUGGAAUUGGACUCCGCUUUUUCAACUAUUAUUGCAUUCUGAUAACACUAUUCGUUACCUGACUAUUUUAUGUUUAAGUAUUGUUUAUAAUAUGAGUGUUACUCAACAAGAGAUUGCAUUAGAAUAUUGGACAUGUUCUUCUAAAUCCCAUCACAUCAUCAAUUACUUGGAAUUGGAAAAUGGUGAAAUCAUAGAUGUUAGAAUGUUGAGAUUAUUUGAUGAGAUUUCUAAUGCUAAAAAGCAACAUUCUCUGCUACUCGAUUGUGAAAAUAAUAAUAAUAAUGUAUUUUCAAUAUCAUCAAGUUACUUGAAUAAUUCUGAUUUAUCUCCAGCUACCAUCAAUAUUUGUGACACAACAAAACUUAAUCUACAUUCAAUAUGUUUAGCACUUUCUAUGAAUUCGCCAAUUUUACUUGAAGGAGUAACCGGAUCUGGUAAAACUACUUUGGUCGAAGAGCUUGCAUAUUUAACUGGACAUGGUGAAGAUCUUAUAAAAAUACAUUUAGGCGAUCAAACUGAUUCAAAAGUCCUGCUAGGGACUUAUGUUUCUACUUCAACGCCUGCUUCAUUCCGCUGGCAACCUGGAGUUCUAACUACUGCUGUAUCUAAAGGUCGUUGGGUUUUAAUCGAAGAUAUUGAUUUUGCUCCAAAUGAUGUCAUUUCUGUUAUAUUACCUCUGCUUGAAACAAGGCAACUUUUUAUUCCCAAUAGAGGUGAAAAAAUAAAGGCUCAUCCAAAUUUUCAUUUAUUUGCUACUAAAAGUCAGAUUCCUGUUGGAAUGAAAAAAUCUUCAAAUUCUAUCAAUUCAAAUAUUGAAACUAACUUGUGGACAAGAAUUACCAUAAAUCCUUUAACUUCAAAUGAACUCAAAUACGUUAUAAAGAAUCAAUUUUUUAAAAAUCUUGACAAUCAAAAUAUUAUCGAAAUUCUUCAUUCUUUAAUAACCUAUUAUCAAAACUCAUCACCAGCAUCACCAAUAAUAUCACAAACGGAUACAUCUGAUCUUCAAGCGGAAUCACCGCCACCACCGCCACCAAAAUUGAUCUCAUUCACUUCAAAUUUUGCUCGAUAUAUUUCUAUCCGUGACCUGAUGAAAUGGUGUCGUAGGAGUGAGCUACUUUUGAGAUCAAAAACCAUUUUUUCAACCAACCAACCAAUCUCAUAUACGCAUUAUGACAUCAAUGACAUUAGAAAUGAUUUAUUCAGUGAGGCUGCUGAUUGUUUUUGCGCCAUGAUUUCUGAUUUUGAUGCUUGGAUAAAUUCUUUACUGAAACUUGGCGAUGUGUUGGGUAUUACUGCAGAAAGAGUACAUUAUUAUGUGAACUCUUAUGUUCCCAAUCUUUAUAUUACCAAUGACCAUAUCAUAAUAGGGAGAGCCAAAUUAAUUUCUCUGGAUAGCAAAAAGGAAAAAUAUUUAAAAUAUGCUAUCAACCAUAAAAAUAUUUUUGCUAAUACUGGACAUUCUUUAAGAUUAAUGGAACAAAUAGCUGUUUGUGUAAAUUUAAAAGAACCAGUAUUGCUGGUUGGUGAAACUGGCACCGGAAAAACUACUGUUAUUCAGCAUUUGGCUGAUAUGCUUAAUCAAAAUCUUGUUGUAGUUAACUUAUCUCAACAGACAGACAGUAGUGAUUUGCUUGGUGGCUUCAAACCUGUCGAUGUGAAAAUUCUUGCCAUACCAUUAAAAGAUGAAUUUGACAAGUUGUUUGAGAAAACCUUUUCGAUUAAAAGGAAUCCGCAUUUUUUAGAAGCUGUACGUAAA